AGGAGUAGAGAGUAAGUGAGAGAGGAGGGAAAAGUUGUGCUGUAGUUCCACACUGAGUGUGUUCUUUCUACCAAGCUGCAGUGCCUUCUCUCUCCCUAUAUUGCUCCACUGAAUGGAAGAAACAGAAAGCUAAACAGAUGUGUAAAGUUUCGUUUAUCAUCCAAUUUGAUUCCCCUCUAUAUUGCCCACCCUCUCUCUCUCUCUCGCUCUCUCUCUCUCUCUCUCUCUGGAUGUGUUGUACCAGAGGGCAGUGCUGUUAAGUGCUUUAUUGUGCGCGAGUGUGUGUAUAUAUACUGAGUAUACCUGUUGGCAGUAAUAUAGGAUUAAAACACAACUUACGGAGUACACACAGUGGGAGCCUCCAUUAAUUGUUCUCCAGUUAUGAACUCUCUACCAUCUUAUUCAGGAGCUCGAAUAUCUGGCUGUUGGACUCUAAGAUCUGAUGGCAGUGGAGGUGGGGAGGGAUCACUGGACCGGCUUCUCCCCUCGGUAAGCACAGGACUUUCACCCAGGAAAAGGACUACCAGUCAGUGCAAGUCUGAGCCUCCUCUCCUACGCACCUCCAAACGAACCAUCUACACCGCUGGCCGCCCACCCUGGUACAACGAACAUGGAGCACAGUCCAAAGAUGCCUUCGUCAUUGGUCUGUGUGGCGGCAGCGCUUCAGGAAAGACAACCGUAGCCAGGAAAAUUAUUGAAGAUCUAGAUGUUCCAUGGGUUGUACUACUUUCAAUGGACUCGUUUUACAAGGUCCUGUCCCCGGAACAGCAGACUCGGGCUGCCAGUAAUGACUAUAACUUUGACCACCCUGAUGCCUUUGACUUUGAUUUGUUGACACACACCCUGCACAAACUCAAACAGGGCAAGAGUGUAAAAAUCCCUGUCUAUGACUUUACAACUCAUGGGAGACAGAAGGAGUGGAAAACCGUAUAUGGAGCCAGUGUUAUCAUCUUUGAGGGAAUCAUGUCCUUUGCAGAUAAAAAGCUCUUGCAGUUGCUGGACAUGAAGAUUUUUGUCGACACAGACUCUGACAUCCGGCUGGUGCGUCGGUUGCGGAGGGACAUUACAGAGAGGGGCCGAGACAUUGAGGGUGUCAUCAAACAGUACAACAAAUUUGUCAAGCCAGCGUUUGAGCAGUACAUUGAACCCACCAUGCGCCUGGCUGAUAUUGUGGUCCCACGUGGUGGGGGCAACAUGGUGGCCAUCGAUUUGAUCGUGCAGCAUGUCCACAGUCAGCUGGAGGAGAGGAAACUUCGCUGGGAUAUGGCAGCCCUAGCUUCUGCACACCAGGCCCAACCCCUCCCCCAGACCCUCAGUGUUCUUGAGAGCACACCCCAGGUCAGGGGCAUGCACACCAUCAUCAGAAACAAGGAAACCAGCCGCGACGAGUUCAUCUUCUACUCCAAGAGGUUGAUGCGUCUGUUGAUCGAGCGAGCGCUUUCCUUCCUCCCCUCGCAGGUCCGCGUAGUCCAGACCCCGCAGGGAGAGGAUUAUGAAGGCAGGACUUUCCACGGGAAGAUGAUCACAGGCGUGUCUAUACUGCGAGCCGGGGAGACCAUGGAGCCGGCUUUGAGGGCCGUCUGCAAAGACGUCCGCAUCGGCAAGAUCCUCAUCCAGACCAACCAGGACACGGGAGAACCAGAGCUUCAUUACCUGCGUCUACCGAAAGACAUCAGUGAAGAUCAUGUGAUCCUGAUGGACUGUACUGUGUCCACUGGAGCUGCUGCCAUGAUGGCUGUUCGAGUCCUACUGGACCAUGAUGUUCAGGAGGACAAGAUCCUGCUGGUGUCUUUGCUAAUGGCAGAAAUGGGAGUCCAUUCAGUGGCUUACGCGUUCCCACAGGUCAAAAUCAUCACCACAGCUGUUGACAAGAAAGUCAAUGAUCUCUUCCACAUCAUACCUGGCAUAGGAAACUUUGGGGAUCGGUACUUUGGAACAGAUGCACCCCCCGACUGGAGCGACGAAGAAAUGGAUGAGCCCAGUUACUGAUUGAAUUAUUAUUUUAUACAACUUAUCGUGUGAUUCAGGGCUGUGCCCGACAGAGG
Messenger RNA from Perca fluviatilis (European perch), 2045 nucleotides. It is a transcript of the gene uckl1b, whose product is annotated as uridine-cytidine kinase 1-like 1b. The transcript has 15 exons. Gene Ontology annotation, cellular component: cytoplasm. NCBI's taxonomy places the organism in Eukaryota, Metazoa, Chordata, Actinopteri, Perciformes, Percidae. The record is from RefSeq and is a predicted model, not a curated record. Gene Ontology annotation, molecular function: ATP binding; kinase activity. Bases 382 to 1989 code for a protein of 535 amino acids.